AUGGAGUCCACCCGCAUGGUAAUCAAAAGUGAAAAUCUCUAUAAAACAUACUGGCUCUAUAUGCGACUUUUGGGAGUCGAGGGCGAAUAUCCCUUUCGAUGGCUUCUGGAUCUAACAAUGUUUUUUUUCGUCACCUUGUGGUUCCCAAUGCAUCUUUUACUUGGAAUAUAUAAUCAGCCGGUAGCAAAUGUAUUAAAGAGCCUGCAUUUCACAACAGAGUGCAUUUUCUGCACCUUUAAAUUUGUUUGCUUUCGUUGGAAGCUAGCUGAGAUUAAAGCCAUCAAAAGAUUGCUCCAAGAGUUGGAUAAGCGGGCUGAGAGUGAUGAGGAACGUAUACAUUUCAAUCAAGGACCAAGACGUGAAGCACAAAUGAUUUCAAAAAGUUAUUUGGUGGCUGCCAUAUCGGCCAUAAUUACUGCAACUGCCGCUGGUUUAUUUAGUAGUGGUCGAAAGCUAAUGUAUUUGGGUUGGUUUCCCUACGAUGUUCAAGCCUCCGCAUUGAGCUUUUGGAUUAGUUUUACUUAUCAAGCAGUUGGGUCCAGUUUAUUAAUCGUGCAUAACCUCGCCAACGCCAUAUAUCCCCCAAUCACAUUUUGUGUGGUCACAGGACAUGUGCGACUAUUGGCAAUGCGUUUGAGUCGAAUUGGGCAUGACGAGAAAAUAUCAAAAGCGGAUAGUGCCAGGCAACUCUUCGAAGGCAUCCAGGAUCACAGGAAACUUAUGCAAAUAAUUCGAUUGCUCCGCAGCACUUUAUUUUUCACACAACUUGGUCAGUUUCUUUCCAGCGGAAUUAACAUUUCAAUAACGCUCGUCAACAUCCUAUUUUUCGCGGAAAACAAUUUUGCCAUGACUUACUAUUCUGUGUUCUUUGCGGCCAUGUUUAUAGAGCUAUUUCCAAGUUGUUACUACGGAACUCUGAUGUCGAUGGAGUUCGAUAAAUUACCUUACGCCAUUUUCUCCAGCAAUUGGGUUGGAAUGGAUAGUGGAUAUAUCCGAUCUUUGAUAAUACUAAUGGAGCUAGCGGUUGUCCCUGUGAACAUUAAAGCUGGAGGAAUUGUUGGCAUCGACAUGAACGCUUUUUUUUCCACAGUCAAAAUGUCCUACUCGUUUUUCACCUUGGCCAUGUCAUUUAGAUUCUAA
Drosophila gunungcola (fruit fly) is the source of this 1140-nucleotide messenger RNA. Its product is annotated as odorant receptor 33a-like. Gene Ontology annotation, cellular component: plasma membrane. Gene Ontology annotation, molecular function: odorant binding; olfactory receptor activity. The transcript is spliced from 2 exons. The coding region runs from base 1 to 1140 and encodes 379 amino acids. Gene Ontology annotation, biological process: sensory perception of smell; detection of chemical stimulus involved in sensory perception of smell. Lineage: Eukaryota; Metazoa; Arthropoda; Insecta; Diptera; Drosophilidae. The record is from RefSeq and is a predicted model, not a curated record.